Messenger RNA from Aspergillus aculeatinus CBS 121060, 1866 nucleotides. RefSeq lists its product as uncharacterized. The transcript has 3 exons. The coding region runs from base 117 to 1538 and encodes 473 amino acids. The record is from RefSeq and is a predicted model, not a curated record. Lineage: Eukaryota; Fungi; Ascomycota; Eurotiomycetes; Eurotiales; Aspergillaceae.
UCUUUAUAUGAUCAAAGUCAGGGCUGCUUAUCGUUACUCAAAAGCCCGGGUGGGAGGGCUACUCGAUUCAUCAUCGAGGGGGUUUUCUUCUAUCUAGCUGAUCUUACAACACCGAAAUGACUACAGCAUUCCCAAAGCCCUCCUGGGCCUUGAAGAAGCAAGUCCUUGUUUCUUUGCCUCAGGGCGAUAGUCCUUGUUUGGCCAAGCUUUACAUUGACUACGAUGGAGAAGCUAAUCAAGGCACCGUAUCACUCAAUUUCAAAGCAAACGUACUGGCUAACUCGAAAGGCAAACUAGAGCAAUUCUCAUUGAAUAUCCCACCAAGCGCAGUCGAAAGGUACAAAGUUGUACAGCCCACCACCGAAACACUUUUUCCGGAAUCCUUUUUGGCGGAACUCCCAGCCCAGACGCAUUGUAUCUCGACGGUCGUAACACUGACACUUCAGCUGCAUGAAAUGGGUACUGUUGCUGGACCGCCUCUCAUCCAGCCCCCGGAUCAAGAAGACUCCAAUCUCGCCGCGUUUGAAAAGAUCUGCAAAUCCAGUUCACUCUAUAUACACUUUACUCAGCGACAAUUCAACAACGGUGAACUCGAUCGGCUCAAGACUUUCUUCUUCACACUAAAAGAAGGACUCCGGCCGAAGGUUUUCAACCAUGCGCGCAAAGGCAGAAUCGAGCGAGACGGCCAUGUCUUUGGGAAGAUGCUUGAUCCUCCCCCAUACUCCGAGGAUUCCGAGCCCGAACAGACGAAGAAGGGAGAGGACCUACCCUCAUACAAACACCACUUAAAAGGAGUGCACGUGGGUGGAAAACGGCGCCGAGAACCCUCGUGUUAUUCCACCGAACCCAAUACACCGAGCGUUCCAUCCCCAGUAUCGGCCUCAAUCCAGCCCACCCACUUUACGCGUGCUUCCUCCCUUGACCGCAUAGAACACGAUACCCUUGCACGUAUUGAAAAUCUGCUCCAGGGAGCCUCCGAUAAUCUCAUCCGCCACCUAUUGACUCGCCUGGGAUGCCGUUGUCAGCGGCCUACCCCUGCACCCGUAGAGAGCUGCAACCUGUCAUGCAGAUUCGAGAAAGAGCGGAUCGAUCCCAGUGUCCAAGCAUACAUCGACCGGGCGAUUGCGGCCCACUUCCAGUCGGACAACAUCCAGACGGUCUUCGAGGACAUGGUGAGCAAGGGGGUGGACCAGGUCUUCGACGCCUGUAAAAUGCACGAGACCGAGUUCCGCGAGCAGGUCGAGGAGUGUAAUAUCGAGGUCCGCAUGACAGCCAACGAGUGUGUGAAGGAGAUCCAAAAGGAGGCACAACAGUGCCUGGACGAGAUUGAUGAACAGGUGCAACAGUGCAAGGACGAUCUCAAGGUUCAGGGAGAGGAGGUCGAGAUGUCUGCGGAGGAGGCAGAAAUUGCUCGGUUACGGCGCUGGUUUGACAUCGUCUCGGCCCAGGCCCGACCCUUCGGUAGCUGCAAGUCAAGCCUUCAGGCUCGCCAUGCGCUCAGCACUGCGACUAGUAAUGCCAGACGCAGCUCCUUCUGAGGCGGUAGGUGGUUGCGUGGUGGUUCACACCAUGCUUAUGUAUGUCAUUUAGCACUGCUGUCGUGCACUGCACUUACGAUCGACCCCAUCAUUACUGCCCUGCAAUCAUCUCAGUCUGCAGAUGUUGUACUGUACCUGAGCUACUUUGUAUAUAGUGCUGAAGUGAGAGAGUAAGAUACCCACAACAAUCACAUACUGUAUUUCUCUGGCAGAGGGCAUGUGAUUACGGUAGUUCGGGAGAUAAGUUGAGGAAAUCGAUACUGAUUUUAGCCGUGCACAGUAUAGCUGGAUCGCUCAAGGAUUGCUCGGAACACGCACUUCUGUGCUC